AUUGAAGAUCCGAGUUUUUGGACAUGUUUGUCUUAGUCAUAUUUUUUAAGUCAGAUGAGAAGCGAGCCAUAUGGGUGUCUUAAGUGCCGAAAAGUAUUUUUUUCACGUAGGAUUCAAGACAUAUCAGUGUUCUAAACGUUGUAAGUGUUUUGGAGCCUCUUCAACAUUGAUCCAUUCUCAGAGGACAACAGGAGAGAAGUAAUUUCAGUGUUCUGGAAGUGACAAUGGCUUUACAGUAAAGUCCAACCCAUGUAUACAUAAGAGGAGUCAUUUCAGAAGAUAUUUCUUGUUUGGAAUGGGAUAAAGGUUUUACAAUGGAGGCAAAACGUAUCACGCACCAGAAGGUUCACACUGGAGAGAAGCCAUAUCAGUGUUCUGAAUGUGACAAAGUUUUUUCAACCAAGAAAGAGCUUAUCAUACACCAGAGAGUUCACACUGGAGAGAAACCUUUUCAGUGUUCUGAAUGUGGCAAAACUUUUACUACGAAGAGUAGUCUUAACACACACAAGAUGAUUCACACUGGAAAGAGGCCAUAUCAAUGUUCAGAAUGUGACAAAGCUUUUAUACAGAAAGAUAAUUGUAUUGUACACCAGAUGACUCACACUGGAGAGAAGCCACAUCAAUGUUCAGAAUGUGAUAAAGCUUUUACAUCUAAGUCAUAUUUUAUCAAACAUCAGAGGAUUCACACUGGAGAGAAGCCAUAUGAGUGUUCUAAAUGUAGCAAAGCUUUUACAGCAAAGAAAGAGCUUAUCAAACACCAGAGGGUUCACACUGGAGAGAAGCCAUAUCAGUGUUCUGAAUGUAAGAAAGCUUUUACAUCUAAGUCAAACCUUAUCAGUCACCAGAUGAUUCACACUGGAAAUAAGCCCUAUGCAUGUUCUGAAUGUGAAAAAGUUUUCAUACAGAAGAGAGAACUUAUCAGACACCAAAUGGUUCACACUGGAGAGAGGCCCUAUGAGUGUUCUGAAUGUGACAAAGCUUAUCCAGACAAGAGAUUGCUUAACAGACAUCAGAAAAUGCACAUUGAAGAGAAGCUAUUUGAGUGUUCUGAAUGUGACAAAGCUUUUACACAGAAGUCAAAUCUUAUCGUACACCAGAGAAUUCACACUGGAGAGAAGCUGUAUCAGUGUUCUGAAUGUGAUAAAGCUUUUACAGAGAGGGAAACCCUUUUCCGACACACACGGGUCCACACUGGAGAGAAGCCAUAUCAAUGUUCUGAAUGUGGCAAAGCUUUUGCAUGGAAGUCAAGCCUUAUCACACACCAGAGGAUUCACACUGGAGAGAAGCUGUAUCAGUGUUCAGAAUGUGAUAAAGCUUUUACACAGAAGACAAGCCUUACCACACACCAGAGGAUUCACACUGGAGAGAAGCCAUUUCAAUGUUCUGAAUGUGACAAAGCUUUUACAGUUAAUUCCAGGCUAAUCUAUCACCAGAGGAUUCACAAUCUUCAGUGAGGAAACUCUGGAAGAAGGGGAGAUAUUAAUGGGGUAGGAGCUAAGCUGCAAUGAAAGACUUCAGGAUGUCUCGGUUUCACACCUCAUGUCAUCUCACACAUUAGUAAAACAGGUAUAUUGCUAUUAAAAAAAAAAAAUAAGUGAGCAAACAUGAAUGUAAUGGAUGGACACUUUAGUAUUUAUGUCCAUUGGGCACAGCCUAGAAAGUACUUGACUAUUCUACAUUUUGACAAUUUUCUGGGCAGGCAACAUUGAACCUUAUUCCUUAUGCCUCUCAUCUGUACCCUUUUUAUGGGGCUUUGUCUGAACAUGUAAUGCAUUUGUAUGAUUCACUAACUGAGCUGUAUUCUCAAGUGUUUUCUUCAUUGCCUGAUCCUGAGCCAAUACAUGACCAACACUGCCUCAGUACAGGGAGACUGGGUAGCCGUCAAGCGGCAUCUUGCCAAGACUCUGAAGCCUCAGUGGGAGAAUCCUUUCCAGGUUCUGCUGACAAUUGCUAUACCUGUCAAUCAUGGGGGUUCCAGCUAAGCCCAUCGUGUACAUUUUCCACUCCUCUUCCCAUGAUCAAGGCCUCCUGUCCAUAUUCCACCGCCUCCUGCAGACAGGGACACCAGCCAAUCAGACUUCUCCAUUCCAUGAGAAAGCAACUUCUUAAUCUGGCACAGGCCUUGCAUCACCGAGUUGCAGCUGUUUUAUGGGAUGCAUUCAACAUUACAACCUUAUCCCAGCUGGCUACUUGUGUUUUAUUCAGUUCUGAUGAAAGUCGAAUGCCUUGUACACACGAUCGGAUUUUCCAUCGGGAUAAACUCUGACUGAUUUUUCAGAUGAAAUUCUGUUCUAGCGGUCUUGCAUACACACUGUCACACCAAAUUCCAACCAUCAAGAACGCAGUGACAUACAACACUACG
This is a messenger RNA of Rana temporaria (common frog), 2362 nucleotides long. RefSeq names its product zinc finger protein 84-like. Gene Ontology annotation, biological process: negative regulation of transcription by RNA polymerase II. The transcript has a single exon. The coding region runs from base 315 to 1454 and encodes 379 amino acids. Gene Ontology annotation, molecular function: DNA-binding transcription repressor activity, RNA polymerase II-specific. The record is from RefSeq and is a predicted model, not a curated record. NCBI's taxonomy places the organism in Eukaryota, Metazoa, Chordata, Amphibia, Anura, Ranidae.